This is a messenger RNA of Planococcus citri (citrus mealybug), 1252 nucleotides long. RefSeq names its product selenoprotein T (gene SelT). Gene Ontology annotation, molecular function: thioredoxin-disulfide reductase (NADPH) activity. Gene Ontology annotation, biological process: cell redox homeostasis. The transcript has 4 exons. The record is from RefSeq and is a predicted model, not a curated record. Gene Ontology annotation, cellular component: endoplasmic reticulum membrane. Lineage: Eukaryota; Metazoa; Arthropoda; Insecta; Hemiptera; Pseudococcidae. The coding region runs from base 159 to 767 and encodes 202 amino acids.
CGCAUUAAAAAUUUCAUUCGUCUGGACAGAAAAGAUAAAGAUAUGAUAAAGAAAAUAAGUGUCACUGAAAUAAUUCAUUAAAAAUUAAAUAUUCAGUGAAUCUAUUGUAAAAAUACUAACUAGAAUCGUUCAACUACAACUCAUCAUAUUUGGAGACAAUGAAGGAUAAAAUUCUACCGGGUAUAUUUUUUUCUAUAUUCUUAGCUGUCACCAUAAAGGAACUUCUCACCGAAACUCCUCAGAAUGAUAAAGUAAUCCCUGAAACCAAACUGAAUAUGCGUCACACGAACGUCCCUACGAUCACUAUUCAAUAUUGUCAUUCAUGCGGAUAUCAAAAGGCAUUCCAAGAAUACGCUCAGAUUUUAAAAGAAAAAUAUCCUAAUAUCGACGUACACGGAGAAUAUUACGAGUCUAAUGGUUUAUACACUCUGCUAGCUAGAUUUUUGAAUUUCAGUCGAAUGGUAUUAAUCAUUCUGAUAAUACUGCAGAAAAAUGUAUUCCUUAUGCUAGGCUGGCAAACUCCUAAUUGGUGGAUGUGGUGUUUGAAUAAUAAAAUCUACGCCUGCCUUACCAUAUUCUUUUUCUCAAAUAUGUUCGAAAACAUGUUGAUCUCAUCUGGUGCAUUUGAAAUAUCAAUGGAUGGUGUGCCUUUAUGGUCUAAAAUCGAUAGUGGUAGAGUACCUCAACCCAAAGAAUUAUUCCGUAUAAUCGAUAGUCAGAUGAACUUCGAACACACGAUUAAUUUUGAACCUUCGUACGCGACUUGAAAAUCAUCGGCUGGAAUGACGUGGUAUUCAGAUUGACGCUCCUCAGUUGUAAAUUUAUUCCCAUUACAUCAAUGUGAAUUGUGAUAAACUUUAAGGUAUUCCUUAUUCGUUUGGUGUUCAUUAUAUUUUUUAUGAAAAAUUUUACAAAUAUCGCCUCAUGUGUGUGUUUAUUCUGGAUUUGCUUCGUAAGAGAUAAGAUUUAAAUAGUCAUUCUGGGUAUACGGUAUAGUAUAAUUGAAUCCCCGCGUUGUUUAUUUCGAGAAUAAUGUCAGUUAAAUAGAGUAUGCUUCGAUUCAGCUGGUUACUGAUCCUUUUUUUUUUCUGCGAUUAUAUAGUAAGAAGUAUUUUACCUUAUAUUUUGUUUUGGAUAAACCUUAUACAGUUGUAUAAUUUUUAUAUAUUGUUAUUUGUAAAUAUGUGUAGUCAAAUUUUCUUUAGUAAAUUUACUUUUUAAUGGCGGAAAAUAUACGUUUUAAUGAAAACUA